Staurois parvus is the source of this 488-nucleotide messenger RNA. The record is from the annotation of a GenBank genome assembly. NCBI's taxonomy places the organism in Eukaryota, Metazoa, Chordata, Amphibia, Anura, Ranidae.
UACAUAGACAUGUACAUACACACACACAGAAACAUGUACACACACAUACAGACACAUGUAUACACACACAGGCACAUACAGACACAAAUACACACGCACAGACACAUUACAUACACACAGACACAUGUACGUACAUACACACAAACACACACACACAUACAUGUACAUACAUGCAGACACAUGUACAUACACACAGACAUGCAUACACAGACACACACACACACCCUAUAUAAAGUUGCAGUACUUCGUUAACUCACAGAGCCGGGUACUGCACUCUAGGGGGAGGCAGAGAGCACAGCACACACUCCUUCCUUUGCUUUCACUGCGCUCAGCUAUUGAGCAGUCUCACGGCUCCCAGUGCCAAUGACAGAUCCAGCCUGAGCUCCGAGCCUGCUCAGCAAGACGGCCCUGGGGGACACACUCACCCCCACCAUAAUCUCCACUCGCCAUUGGCGAGCAGGCGAGUGGAAAUUUCAAGGCCUGGUAUA